Pteropus alecto (black flying fox) is the source of this 972-nucleotide messenger RNA. RefSeq names its product C-C motif chemokine receptor 9 (gene CCR9). Gene Ontology annotation, biological process: G protein-coupled receptor signaling pathway; chemotaxis; immune response. Lineage: Eukaryota; Metazoa; Chordata; Mammalia; Chiroptera; Pteropodidae. Gene Ontology annotation, cellular component: membrane. The transcript has a single exon. The record is from RefSeq and is a predicted model, not a curated record. The annotation marks the transcript as partial. Gene Ontology annotation, molecular function: scavenger receptor activity; chemokine binding; chemokine receptor activity.
UACCUGCCAUGUUGUAGAUGCUCAGUAAACAUCCGUUGGAUAAAUAAAUCCGUUACGAUCCAGGCAGAUGGCUCGAAUUCCCACUUUCUACACAUAUAUUUCUUUGUCAUCGUAGACUUUGGGGACUGGAAGGACCAAGUGGUCCAGGCCUCUGUCAUCAGACAGGACCUCCUUGACCUAACGCCAUCUCGUGUCUCCUUGCAGAGCCUUGCCCCUAACCUGUCUGAGGACUACAUCCCUGACUCCACAUCUUCCAUGGAUGACUACAUGAACUUCAACUUCAUAGACUUCUUCUGUAAGAAAAACAAUGUCAGGCAGUUUGCGAGCUACUUCCUCCCACCGCUGUACUGGCUCGUGUUCAUCGUGGGCACCUUGGGCAACAGCCUGGUCAUCCUUGUCUACUGGUACUGCACGCGAGUGAAGACCAUGACUGACAUGUUCCUUCUGAAUCUGGCGAUCGCUGACCUCCUCUUUCUCGUCACCCUUCCCUUCUGGGCCAUCGCCGCUGCUGACCAGUGGAAAUUCCAAACCUUCAUGUGCAAAGUGGUCAACAGCACGUACAAGAUGAACUUCUACAGCUGCGUGCUGCUCAUCAUGUGCAUCAGCGUGGACAGGUACAUCGCCAUCGCUCAGGCCACGAAAGCGCAGACCUGGAGGCAGAAAAGGCUGCUGUACAGCAAAAUGGUUUGCUUUACGGUCUGGGUGAUGGCGGCCAUGCUCUGCAUCCCGGAAAUCCUAUACAGCCAAAUCAAGAAGGAAUCCAACAUCAUCGUCUGCACCAUGGUUUAUCCUCACGACGAGAGCACCAAGCUGAAGUCGACUGUGUUGACCCUGAAGGUGAUCCUGGGGUUCUUCCUUCCCUUCGUGGUCAUGGCUUCCUGCUACACCAUCAUCAUCCACACUCUGAUCCAAGCCAAGAAGUCGCCCAAGCACAAGGCCCUACGGGUGACCAUCACCGUCCUCACCGUCUUC